Ogataea philodendri is the source of this 330-nucleotide messenger RNA. RefSeq lists its product as uncharacterized. The transcript has a single exon. Lineage: Eukaryota; Fungi; Ascomycota; Pichiomycetes; Pichiales; Pichiaceae. The record is from RefSeq and is a predicted model, not a curated record. The coding region runs from base 1 to 330 and encodes 109 amino acids.
AUGGCCGUCGACAAUAACGUCGUCCUUUGGCAGUUUUUCCUUUUCGAUACCGAUCUCCUUCAUGUCGAAUCUUCCGAAUGUGAACACUUCGCCAGAGGAAGACAAUGCCAAAGAGUGAUGUUCUCCUCCGGUGAUGUAGAUGAUGUCCUUACCGGUCAAGUCUUCGAUCUCUGUUGGCUUGGACACAACAGCUCCGUCUUCGAUGUCGACCUUGAUACCACACUGGCCGUACUGGUUGAGUCCCCAACUCAACACUUUGCCGUCAACGGUGAUGGCAAACGAGUGGAACUCUCCAGAUCCAACAAACUUAACGUUCUUCAAGCCAAAUGA